Molecule: messenger RNA, 3653 nt
Organism: Spodoptera frugiperda (fall armyworm)
Lineage: Eukaryota; Metazoa; Arthropoda; Insecta; Lepidoptera; Noctuidae
Gene: lig
Product: protein lingerer
Exons: 29
Coding region: 200-3112 (970 amino acids)
Cellular component (GO): nucleus; cytoplasm
Molecular function (GO): protein binding
Source: RefSeq, a predicted model, not a curated record
AAAAAUCUAUUUUAAUAUUUUAAAGUUACCAAGUUUGACAUUAAAUCAAAAACUUCGCUUAAAACUGGCCAUUCUGAAGUCGAUUACGAUUUUUUCUAGUAAUGUCCCAUCCCUUGAAAGUCACGUGACCAGCUUGCGUUUGAGCGCACUAACAGCUAUUGUAAAUAGAGGCUGUAAAUAUAACGUAUAUAGUUUAAAGAUGAGUUUGGGUGCGCGCGCCACCAAGGGUGGUGCGAAGGGGGGCGCUAAGGACGGCAAGCAUGCACAGGAGACCCGGAAGAGCACAGACAAAACCCAGAGCAAGGAGAAGGUGAAACCACAGGCUACAACAGAACAGCUCCGCAUGGCACACAUGAUCGAUCGUAAAAGCGAUGACGCGUCUGACGUUCGAAGAAUGGUGCUGGAGCUGAUGGAGAUGACGUGUCGUACCGAGGAGGAAGUGUGCUCGGCACUCCACGACUCGGACAACGACAUGGUCCUCGCCUGCAACCUGCUACUCGAGGAGAGCCAGCGGAUACAGGGCGAGUGGCAAACAAGUGAGAAAAAGAAAAAGAAGCCACCAGCCCCCGCAGGCAACGGCGAGUUAGACCCACCACGGGACCCACGCAGUCGCUCCGGACCCAGGCCACCAGGCCGAGGGUCAGGCGAGCGUGGCGAGCGCGGCGAGCGCGGUCCGGGCGGGGAGCGGGGACCGGGCGGGGAGCGCGCGCGGGGCGAGGGCUCGUGGCGCGGCGGGCGGGGCGCGCCGCGCGGCCGCGGGGGCGCACGGGGCGCGAGGGGCGCGCCGCCCCGCAGGCUGCGCCCCGACCGGGACACACACUGCUGGAACGACCCGCAGCCCGCCGGUGGCAACAACAUCGUCGACACAUUCCCCACCACAGAAGACUGGGACAACGAGGAGUGGUCCGGUUCCCUAUCAGAUACCAAGGUGUUCACCCCGAGCGCGGCGGCCGCGCCGCCCGCUGACGUACCGCCCGCCGGGACGACAACGGAAACUAAAGAGUGGGAGGGCGCGGAGAGCGGAGGUCCGCUGGAGGCGCACAUACCCACAUACACGUACCACAACUCCGCGCACAUACCCGCGCACCCGCACCACCAACUGCGAGAGCAAAUAAACUCAGUGAGCCGGCAGUCCCCGGUGGCUGCGGCGGCGGGCGUGGCGGCGGCGGGCGCGGCCAGCGCGGCGGGCCCGGCGGCACCGGCCGGGGGCGCGGGGCCUGCGCCCCCGGCCGCCGCGCCCGCGCCCCCGCCCGACACGCAGCCCGCGCCUGACACCUACCACCACCAGAUGCACCACCAGCCCAUGGGUAUGUCCGGCAGUCUAACGGCGGCGCAGUCACAGUACCUAUCGCAACUCACGCAACAGUCACAAAGGCAUGACAAUAGUGUAUACACAUCGAAUUACGGCGUAUACGGGUCCACAGACAUGUCCAGCCAGAGGAAACCGCAGCGGGCGAGAGUACCGCCGCCUUCCAAGAUUCCAUCGUCAGCGGUGGAGAUGCCGGGCGGUGCGGACGGCGCGAUGUUCCUCGAUGUACAGUUCGGGGCACUCGAACCCGAGGCCUUGCGGGACAAUACCACACCCAAACCGUCGACGCCGGGUACGGAGGCGAGUGCUAGUGCGGUAGUGAACUCCGCGCCCCCGGCGGGCGCGCCCCCCGCCGCGCCCCCGGCAGGCCUUCAGCCUGCGCCCCCGCGCGUCUCGCCCUCCCCCGACGCCGCGCCCCCGCACACGUACGCCAACAACACUAACAAUAUGCUAAACGAGAACCUAUCGUCAGUAGAGCCGACGCCCGUCAGUGUCCCCGCGCCCGCGUCAGAACCUACUGUCACAAACACUACUUCGUCCCUGGACGCGUCCCUGGCGGGGUCGAUGAAGCAGCUGUCGGUGAGCGAGGCGGGCGCCGCGCCGCACCACCACUCGCACCCGCAGGGACACCACAGACCCAAGUCGGUGGGCCAGCAGGCAGUGUACCACCACGCAGUGUCGCACCACCCGCCUGUAUACGGCGCCAACGUCUACGGACCGCAGCAGGUGAACUCGACGGCGGCGGGUCUGUCCGGGGGCGCGGGUCUGUCGGUGACGUACGGCGAGGCGCGCGGGCUGUCGCAGUACGGGCCCAUGCUGUCGUCGUACGUGACGUCGCCGUCGGCCGCGCCCUACGCCGGCUCGGCGCUGUACACGCCGGCGCCCUACGCGCCAUACACGCCCGCCAUGCCCAAGCAGCCCGCCAAGGAGAACGCACAGUACGAAAGCUCAGUAGCGUCAAGUAAUAGUCUAACUAGCACGACGACGCAGACACAAACCUCCACAGCCAAAGUAGCAACUACCACAGUAUCAGGGCACGGGUCAUCAGGCUACGCGUCAGGAGCGCUGUACGGUGCCGGCGCGACGCCGUACGCGCCGUACGACGACCAAAUCAUUCGCUCCAGUCUACCACACCAUAUGGGAGGUUACUACGAGGUGGGCUACGGCGGUCGGGACGCGACGUUCGGCCUGAGUGCCGGCGAACGGUUCGGACGGACCGACGCUGCGUCGCCGCAACAGGUCCCCGCGGCAGCGCUACCUCCAGGCUACGCUUACUUCGCGUACCAACCUCCACCCACCACGUACCAAUAUGGAGUCUACCCCACUUACGGCGGUGGCUCCAACGUGGGUGGAGUGGGCGGAGUGGGCGGCGUGGGCGGCGUGUCGGGGCAGGCCAAGGUCUCCACAUACACGCAGCAACAACCCUACGACGCACAGGACUCAUACAAACCCGGUGGCCCGUACAGCGGGACGGCGAGCAAGUCGGCAGGCGGCGCGGCCGCGGAUCUCACUAACGCCAUGUACGCCAAGACGCACGUCGCGCUCAACAAGGUCAACAGUUACGAGAAGGCGUCGUUCCACAGCGGCACCCCGCCCCCGUUCGGCGGCGCGUCCCACCUGUACAUCCCCGCGCCCCCCCACCACCACCCCCACCACCACGCGCCCCAGCAGCAUCAGAUGGAUGUACGGGUGAACAGUAGUCAUAAUAGGCGGGAGAGCGGUGCAGGAGGCGGUCGCGCGUCGUCCAGUAAGCCGGCCGCGAGCAAGCCGAGCUACUCGCAGUCCUACUGGGCGCCCAACUAGCCAGUCUACAGGCGCGGGUCGGGCGGUCCUCCGAUGUAUACCUAGCUCAAUACUGAACAUAACACGCGACACCCAACCAGCAUUACUAUAUAAAUUCAUUGUGUAAAGGCAUCGCCGCCGUCACAUACCUACGUUAUUUUUCUUUUUGAACAAGAAGUCGUGGUAGAGUGAUGCAAUAUAAUUAUGUAUUCUAUUCGUUAAGCGUCGUGGCGACGUCGAUGCACCAUCUCAUUCGUUAAGUCCGCUAUCAUAGGUUUCAAUUGUUUAAAAGAAAUUACCUCUAGUGCUAUGUAUAUCUUAUAAAGUAUGUAUAUGUAUGUAAGCAUUUGGUACGCUAUGCGCGCCGAAGUUUUUUAUUUAGUUGACAUACUUUUUGUAAUUAACACUUAUUAUUAAAAAAUGAUUAAAGAGAUGUCAUAGGACGAUAAUCGUAAUUGUAACGAGUAUAAUAGUCGAGCUCUUUUAUAUGUGGAAGAAUGCAGUUGUGAUGAUCUCGCGGGCAUUUGAAAGUAUGACGGAUUACACAUAUUGGAACUUGCAA